This is a messenger RNA of Lactuca sativa (garden lettuce), 1892 nucleotides long. RefSeq names its product alkane hydroxylase MAH1. The record is from RefSeq and is a predicted model, not a curated record. Lineage: Eukaryota; Viridiplantae; Streptophyta; Magnoliopsida; Asterales; Asteraceae. Gene Ontology annotation, molecular function: monooxygenase activity; iron ion binding; oxidoreductase activity, acting on paired donors, with incorporation or reduction of molecular oxygen.
AUGGCUUUGCUCUAUAGCCUCGAUAUGCUUCUCCUCUCAGUUUUGUUGUUUGUUUCUAUUUCUGUAUUCCUUUACAGGAGAAGGUCCCAUCCUGCUACUAAUUGGCCUGUUUUUGGGAUGACCCCCCAUCUCAUUCUGAAUGCUUACCGAGUCCAUGAUUUCGCCACUGAUCUUCUCAAACAGAACCAUGGUACUUUCAUGUUUAAAGGUCUUUGGUUCGGCAAUAUGGAUAUGCUUGUCACCUCGGACCCCACCAAUAUUCACUACAUGUUGAGCAAGAACUUCCCAAACUAUCCUAAGGGACCAGAAUUCCAUAAGAUUUUUGAUAUCCUUGGAGAUGGGAUCUUUAACUCAGAUCACGAGGUAUGGGAAAUCCAAAGGAAAACAACCAUGUCUCUACUCAAACACCCAGACUUCAAUUCUCACCUGGAAAAAAAUAUUAGGAACAAGAUCGAGAAAGGGCUUCUCCCUCUCCUUGAUUUGAUCUCCCAUAAUCAGCAAGCCAUCGAUUUGCAGGAAAUAUUUCAGAGGUUUACUUUUGACGCUAUCUGUGCAUUACUUUUAGAUUAUGAUCCUGAAACCCUGUCCGUCCAUUUACCAUAUAAUGCCUGCGAGAAGGCCUUCACUGAUGCCGAAGAAGCUCUUCUGUGGAGGCAUGUGUUGCUCGAAAGAGUUUGGAAGUUGCAACAGAGAUUCGGGAUGGGCAAAGAGAAGAAGUUGACCGAAGCUUGUAAGGUUUUUGAUGAAUUUAUUUAUAAAUGCUUGUCACGGAAAGAAGAGUUUGGUAAUGAUGGAAUAGUAGAGAAGGAGGAGACGACCGGGUUGUUAGAAUCUUUAAUGACAAGUUUCCAAGGACAAACUGGGAUUUCAGGGGACUCGAGAAGGUUUUUAAAAGAUACGAUACUGAAUCUGAUGAUUGCUGGGAGAGACACCACAAGCACAGUUCUUUCAUGGUUUUUCUAUCUCCUUGCCCAAAACCCUAGCAUAGAGAGCAAGAUCCGAAGGGAGAUUGAGAGCCAAGUUGGUGGUUCAGAUUGGAAAUAUUGUUUGGGUGUAAAAGAGUUGAAGAGUCUUGUUUAUCUUCACGGAGGUUUAUGUGAAGCAUUACGGCUGUAUCCCCCUGUUGCUUUGGAGCACAAGUCGCCAUAUGAGGCAGACGUCCUUCCAAGCGGACAUGCAGUGAAUGAGAACAGCAAGAUUAUUCUGUCGUUCUACUCCAUGGGAAGAAUGGAAUGGAUAUGGGGGAAGGACUGCAUGGAAUUUAAGCCGGAGAGAUGGUUUUCAGGAGGAAAAGGAGGGAUAAAAUACGUACCAUCUUAUAAGUUUACAGCGUUUCAUGCGGGGCCACGGACAUGCUUGGGUAAGGAAAUGGGUUUUAUUCAGAUGAAAAUGGUGGCGAUUGCAAUCAUUUAUCAUUACCAUAUCGAGGUGGUCGAAGGUCAUAAGGUUUGUCCAAGCGAUUCCAUUAUACUCCAGAUGAAACAUGGUUUGAAGGUCAGGCUCAGCCCUAUUAAUUAGGCAGAUCAGGGCUUGAAGAUUGAAUUACAAAACAAAUUAAGGAAAGUAACUUUCAUGAAUUAUUUUUACUUUUUUUUUUUUUUUUUUUUUGCAAAACUGAUGUGGGGUGUAGAUAUAGUGUAUGUGUACAAGCAUGUAUGUUUAAAAAAAUAAUUUGAUGGUUAAUAGCUAAAUUAUGAGUGAUAAUAUUUGUAGCUUUGAAAUUAAUAUAAGGUAAUGUAAAUGAUCUCCCUUAAGUUAUUUUAUAAGGGCAUAAAAUCAUUUUUUUGGGUUUAAAUGUCAUUUUAGAAAAAACUGAAGUGUACCCCUUGCCUUUUCAUCAAAUUCACAUAUGUUCUACCUCCUUUUAUAUAACAACAUCUCCACUUCCUCAU